GUUAUUGUUUGCUUGUGUUCGUAUUUAGAAACGAAAAGUGUCAAAUUGUUGAAAAACCUUUUCGUGUGUGAAGUUUGCCAAAAAAAACAGAGAAGAUAUUUUAGUAAGCCUUGGGAUUUACAGUGAAUGCUCGAGGGCCUCCAUACGAACCUAAUACUAGUUGGGCUUUUGGGCAAUUCGAAGCCAACAAAACAAGGUUGACUGAACUUGUUGCUGGUGGCUAUAUUUCUAUUGCUCAUCAUAGUUUGCAGUCUAUGGAAAUAACCAGCAGAUAAAAGCAGUGGAAAUGUCUUCAGAUCGAUUUCACAAAGCAGCUAAAGAUGGGCUGCUCGAUGUGCUGAAGGAGGCCACACGCAAGGAUGCCAAUGCCAAGGACGAUGACUCAAUGACACCGGUGAUGUGGGCGGCAUUCGAGGGCCGUCUGGAUGCACUGCGUUUACUCUGUGGCAGAGGCGGUGAUCCCGACAAGUGUGAUCAAUUUGGCAAUACAACGCUUCAUCUGGCCGCUGCUAAAGGGCAUUUGCAUUGCGUUGAUUUCCUAAUCAAAUUCGGCGUGAACAUGUACGCCUUGGAUAUUGAUAGACACAAUGCCAAGGAUCUGGCAGCUAUCAAUAAUCGGGAUGAGAUUCUACGUUAUUUGGAUGCAGCCGCGGCCAAUUUUGAAGCUAACGAAAAAAAGAAGUCCAAGGCACUGAAAGAGAUCGCUGAAAAGGAGUGCGAGAAGCGCGUUAAGGAAUACAUGAAGCGGCAGCAGCAGCAACGUCAGUUCAACGAUUACUCCGAUCUUAAGCCGAGCAGUGGUCAGGGCUUGGGCGGCAGCAGCAGCAAGUCUAGCAAUAUGCUGUCCACACUGAAGCAGAAGAUUUGGUCCAGUCAGGGCAAUCUGAACAAGACGCCGCGCGAGCAGCCGGCUGUGCCUGUGCCUCCCCAGCCGUUGCGUAGCGGCGCCAAGUUCAGUGAUCUGGUGGGCAGCGGCAGCAGCAGCAGUGGCGGCUCCACCAUUGCCAGUCGCAUGGGCACCGUGCAAAAGAAGCAGCAACAACAGCAGCAGGCUAAAUCACAGCACUCAAGUGCCUGUCCACAUGCAACAGCCGCCGAUGGCGGCUUCAAGGUGCGUGAAUUGGAGCCCGAUGGCAAGCGUACGAUUACAUCACUGACGGGAUUGCAACGUGACUCGGAGGUGCUCUAUGUGGGCACCUUUAGUUCCAACGAGGAUGGCAGUGGCAAGCGUGGCAAGAUCGCUGACGUAUUCGAAGUGGACGAUGGCGCCGAGCGCGAUGCGUGCAGAUCCGGUUACAGCACGGCGCUGGCACGCUCCUUCUCCCAGCCGGAUAUUCUGGGUGAUGGGCAGCUGGCGCAGGAACUAAGCGAGGAACUGGUGCUGCAGCGACCAAUCGGCCUCUUCGAUCGUCCCACCAUGCUGGGCAGCAUUGCCUUCAGGCGCUCAGUGACGGCGGCGCUCAGCCAGCUACAGCUGCAGGCACAGGACACCGUCGACAGCAUAUCCAGCUCGACCAUGCGAAACGCGGGCAGCACCAGCAGCAGCCACAACAAUAACAAUAACAACAACAGCAACAAAUCACGCUCUAGCAAUGGAAAGGCGCGCUUGUAUUUGAAUCUAUCCGAUGACUCAGACUCGGAAGCCGAGGGUGAUGAUGUCUACAGCGAGGAUGAGGACGAUCAGGAGGGAGCAGCCAGUGCCUUGCAGCGUUUUCUCACCGUCUGGGCACUGGAUGAGUAUCUGCCAGUUUUUCAGAAACAGGAAAUUGAUUUGGAGACGCUCAUGCUGCUAACGGAGGCGGAUCUUAAAUCGUUGGGUCUGCCGCUGGGACCCUUCCGUAAGCUCACCUUUGCAAUACAGGAGCGACGAAAUGCUCUCGCCAAUCCCGGGCCCAUGGUGGACAGUCGGCUAUAGUUAUGUAACAAUAUUGCUUAGAGCUUUAAUAAAACAACAAUUGAUGUGUUAGGACUAAUAAUCAAUAGUAAAGAAACAAAC
Molecule: messenger RNA, 1996 nt
Organism: Drosophila grimshawi
Lineage: Eukaryota; Metazoa; Arthropoda; Insecta; Diptera; Drosophilidae
Gene: Sans
Product: Usher syndrome type-1G protein homolog
Exons: 6
Coding region: 287-1915 (542 amino acids)
Molecular function (GO): protein binding
Source: RefSeq, a predicted model, not a curated record